UUUACAUUCUACAUAUAGUGAACCAGCAAAAACCCUAAUCUCGAAAAACCCUCAUUUCUCUUCACUCUCCCUCAGAUUCAUCAUGGCGAGAGCGAUUGCUUCUUCCUUCUCACGCCUCUCCACACAUUUCACAAUGCGCAUUUUCUCCACCACCACUUCCGCCGCCGCCGCACUGUCAAAACCUUCACCCUUCACUUCCCGUCGUUUCAUCCUCCCCGUGUCACAAGCCAUACUCCAGUCGCUUAUUCCAACAGCCUGUUCCGGAAUGAGCCGCGCCGGUUUCUCGACCUAUUCGCCGCUUAACUCGGGUUCAACCUCCUCCUCCUCCUUCAGCGACCGACCUCCUACUGAGAUGGCUCCACUCUUUCCCGGUUGCGAUUACAACCACUGGCUCAUCGUUAUGGAUAAGCCCGGCGGUGAAGGUGCUACCAAGCAACAGAUGAUUGACGCUUACGUCCAAACCCUCGCCAAAAUUCUCGGAAGUGAGGAGGAAGCUAAGAAGAAGAUUUAUAAUGUGUCUUGUGAGAGGUAUUUUGGAUUUGGCUGUGAGAUUGAUGAGGAGACUUCUAAUAAGCUGGAAGGGUUGCCCGGAGUUCUGUUUGUCCUCCCUGAUUCUUAUGUUGAUCCAGAGUACAAGGACUAUGGCGCUGAAUUAUAUGUGAAUGGAGAGAUUGUCCAGAGACCACCUGAAAGACAGAGAAGGGUGGAGCCACAGCCACAAAGGCACCAUGACAGACCAAGAUAUAAUGAUAAAACAAAGUAUGUCCGUCGCAGGGAAAAUCAGAGGUAAAUCGCCAGAUUUAUUAAGGAGAGGGACCUGAUGUACAUAAUGUGGAAGUAGGUGCAUUAUAUGCACCUUCCCAAAGUCAUGGCUACUGAAUUCUUGUGGUGUUAACUGAAUGUGUGUAACUGGAUUUGUAUCAGGUGGAUUCCUCUUUGUUAUCGUUUAUUCCUAAUAGAAUCUACAUCAUGGACUUAAACAAUUAAAUCUUUUUAGGACAAAAAAAUGAAUCUUAAGCAUGCAUAUUAAAUGUUAAAAGCUGUCA
Molecule: messenger RNA, 1046 nt
Organism: Vicia villosa (hairy vetch)
Lineage: Eukaryota; Viridiplantae; Streptophyta; Magnoliopsida; Fabales; Fabaceae
Product: multiple organellar RNA editing factor 2, chloroplastic-like
Exons: 4
Coding region: 83-790 (235 amino acids)
Biological process (GO): mitochondrial mRNA modification; cytidine to uridine editing
Cellular component (GO): mitochondrion
Source: RefSeq, a predicted model, not a curated record